Owenia fusiformis is the source of this 1199-nucleotide messenger RNA. Lineage: Eukaryota; Metazoa; Annelida; Polychaeta; Sabellida; Oweniidae. The record is from the annotation of a GenBank genome assembly.
CUGUUCCGUUGAACGAUAAUUAGGGCUGUUUAUAUUUUGCAAAGUAGUACACAAGUUCAACUUGCUGAGAAAGACCAAGCUAUCUUCAAUUCUCGGCUACUUUUCCGUUGGAGGUACAGUCCUCAACAGGUUCGUCUGCAGGGAAUUGAUUGAGUGUGAUCGUACUUUUCUCAAUUAUAACAUCAUUAAACUCAGUUCCUCUAUCUUUAACAAUCAUGUACAACGUAACAGACGACAUUCAAUAUCAUCAUCAUGAUAUCUUCAAUGAUACCGAUAUAGUCGUGAAUGAUACACCAAAAGAGGCAGUUGGAGAGGCCACAAACUUCAGCUCAAUUUCAAAUGCUGACACGCCUAUGACAAUCUUUGAAGCAUUUACAACAACCAAAGCACCCAUUAAAACUUGGAAAGAUGAGCUGUAUCAAGAUGGAUAUGUUUUCACUGUCGCCGUUUUGGUCUUCUUAUUGAUUGGCCUCAUGAUGUGCUACAUUGUUUCUAUCACACGGAUGAGUAGACGAAGGUUUAGGGUUACUCGCGCCCAAACUCGUGUUGUGGCAACAGGGAGGGAGAUACUAUUAUGAAGAAGCCUGUAAACACACUGGAUAUGGUCUUGAUAGACUGACAUACACGAUACAUCACUGCAGUUUUCAAAUACAGGUCGUCAAUGCCGUACGUUUGAAACCAAUCAAUUACGCAUGUUUCUAUAUAAUAAAUAGCGAUAAAAAGUUUUUUAUAAUUGAAGAUCAUCUUCAGCUCCAGUUCUUGUGAAAAUAUUACAAUACUGUUAGAAUUAUGGUAUAAUUAAUACACGUGUAAUUAACAAUUGAUAUGUCACCUAAUUUUAGAAAUGUUGGAUCUACAGUAUUAAUGGAAUAACAUCAUUGAUUUAAUAAAUCAUUCGUUUUCAAAGUAGUGUUUUCUUUUAGUGGUAUUCUGGUAUUUUACUUUAGUGUGUAAAACCAUUUGCUUUAACAGUGAUACGACACAAUACAGGUAUCGAGAAAAAAAUCGACAUAUUUUCAUAUUAUAAUUUCAACUCAAUAGACCAUUUGGAGUCUCUUUUUGCUGAAGCGUUAAAAUAAGACCUCCCUGCAAUAUACUAGCAUUGUUGUAUACAUGGUAUAUGUCCAAGAUGAAAAACAUAUUAAAAUAACAGUUUCAAUAUCGUGCUUUUAAAUAACAAACACAAAAUACCUGUCACA